AUGGUUCAAAUUCCGAAUACGCCGACGUUGGUGGCCGAGGAAAAUGUCGACCACAAGAAACGUGUCAAAUUCCAACCGACGGCUCAAGAGUCUUUCGCUAUGGAGCACGUUGUUCAUCAGGUUCCGAAUCCGGAGCCACGUCUUCGUGGGCCUGCAAUUAAGGAUAAAUCGGAGAAUAAUGCGAGAAAGGAUCGACUUCCGGUUCAGGGAGAAUAUUUUGAUAAUGAUAAGGGGGAUCGAUUCUUUUUCCGUCAUAAAUUGGGAGAUGGUGCCAUGGGACACGUCUUUUUGAGUGUCUUUGGUGGAAGAACCGUCGCCAUCAAAACCGAGAAGUAUUCGACUGGAAUGCUUCCGAUGGAGAUCAAAGUGCUUCUAAGCAUCAAACGUCAUCAGGGAUAUCACUUCUGUGACAUCAUUGAUUAUGGAACUAUCCGUCGUGAAUACAACUACAUGGUGAUCAGUCUCCUCGGAAAAGAUCUCUAUCGUCUUCGUUCUGAGCAACCAUCUCGUUCAUUCACUCUCAAUACGACAACUAAAAUCGCAUUGGAGACGAUUGAUGCCAUCGAUGAACUCCAUAAGAUUGGAUAUCUGAGUCGUGACGUCAAGCCGAGUAACUUCGCUCCAGGAAUGCGUGAACACGGUCAACACAAGACAAUCUACAUGUUUGAUUUCGGACUUGCGAAGAAGUAUGUUGACAGAGAUAACAGAAAAAUGAAGUCUCGUGGAGAGGUCGGAUGGAGAGGAACCGUUCGUUACGGAAGUCUUCAGGCACACAAAAGAAUGGAUUUGGGAAGACGUGAUGACGUCGAAUGCUGGUUUUAUAUGCUGAUUGAGAUGUAUGUUGGAGAGUUGCCAUGGCGUCAUAUGACUGAUCGUACGCUGGUUGGACAGGCGAAGCUCUCAGUCAGAAAUGAGUCUCGUCAGACAUUCUUCAAUCGUAUUCCUAGACAAUUCGAGAGAAUUAUGGAUAUGAUUGAUGCAUAUUCUUUCGAGGUCCGGCCAGACUAUCCUCAUUUGAAGGCACUCAUCAAUGAGAUCCGCAUCGAGAACAACAUCCCAGACCGUUGCAAAUGGGAUUGGCAAGUUGAGGAAUCUCAACACUCCGAGCUCACCGAGACAACUUCUGUCAUGUCGGAUAUGGCGAUUAUGGCUGAGCAAGGAGGCACUAACUACACCGAUCGUGCUUGCGAGAAUCAAUAG
Molecule: messenger RNA, 1200 nt
Organism: Caenorhabditis remanei
Lineage: Eukaryota; Metazoa; Nematoda; Chromadorea; Rhabditida; Rhabditidae
Exons: 6
Coding region: 1-1200 (399 amino acids)
Biological process (GO): signal transduction; peptidyl-serine phosphorylation
Cellular component (GO): cytoplasm; nucleus
Molecular function (GO): ATP binding; protein serine/threonine kinase activity
Source: RefSeq, a predicted model, not a curated record